This is a messenger RNA of Sipha flava (yellow sugarcane aphid), 1911 nucleotides long. Its product is annotated as acetyl-coenzyme A transporter 1. The record is from RefSeq and is a predicted model, not a curated record. The coding region runs from base 293 to 1861 and encodes 522 amino acids. The transcript has 10 exons. NCBI's taxonomy places the organism in Eukaryota, Metazoa, Arthropoda, Insecta, Hemiptera, Aphididae. Gene Ontology annotation, cellular component: membrane. Gene Ontology annotation, molecular function: acetyl-CoA transmembrane transporter activity.
AUUUUUUUGUAAAGAUACAUUUACACUGUGCAUGUAUUGACCGGUUUGAAAUAUGUUAUACGUGGAUUUAGUCCAUUGAUGAUUAAAAUGUUAACUGCUACUAAUCAAUUUGUGUGAAAAAUAUGAAGAAAAUGUGAACUUAAUCUAAAUCGCACUUAUUACAUAAAUAUUAUCCGUGUUCCUACUUGAGUAGGUAUUAUAUGAAAAAUAUGUGUAUUUAUCAAUUUAUUGAAUAAUUAUAUUUACUUAUGAAGCUCAUUAAAGAACAUUCAUUCCCAGUUAUUAAUUUAUUAUGAAGAAAGUUAAACCAAGAAAAGCUAUGGCUUUAGAAGAUAAAUUAGUCAAUAUAAGUCCAAAACGAAAGAAACAUGGGACACAUAUCCCAAAUGUUAUUCCUAGUACUAUAGGUGAUCGAUUGAACAUUGCUAUUUUAUUAUUUUUAUAUACAUUACAAGGUGUACCACUUGGACUUUCUGCGGCUAUACCAAUAAUAAUGCAGAAGAAACAUAUAACAUAUAAAGAACAGGCCCAAUUCAGUUUUUCUACAUGGCCAUUUAGUUUAAAAUUAUUAUGGGCACCUAUUGUUGAUUCAAUAUUUUGGGUGAAAUUUGGCAGAAGAAAAACUUGGCUUGUACCUGUACAAUACUUAAUUGGUUUUUUUUUAUUAUUUUUGGGAAUGAACAUCAAUGAUUGGCUGGUUAAAACAGAUGAUCCAAACACAACAUUUUUGACAUUAAUGUUCUUUUGCUUAAACUUUUUAGCAGCAACACAGGAUAUUGCUGUUGAUGGAUGGGCAUUGACUAUGUUAAGAAAAGAAAAUGUUGGAUAUGCUUCAACAUGCAAUAGUAUAGGUCAAACCAUAGGCGCUUUUCUUGGCUAUGUUGUAUUUGUAACCUUAGAAUCCGCUACAUUUUGUAAUAAAUGGAUACGAUUUACUGAAAGCACAGAGGGUAUAAUCACAUUACAAGGAUUUUUAUAUUUUUGGGGUUAUGUGUUUAUGAUUUCUACCACAUUGGUUGCAAUAUUUAAACAUGAAAAGAAGCAAUCAUCUCAUCAAGAAGACCUUGAUUUAAAUUUAUAUCAAACCUACAGACUUCUUGGUGAUAUCAUGAAAUUACCAAGUGUUAAAAGUUUAUCAAUAAUUUUACUUACAGCCAAGAUAGGAUUCAGUCCGAUUGAUGUGGUUUCUAGUUUGAAAAUCAUCGAUAAAGGUAUUCCUAAAGAUGAUAUAGCUUUGAUUGGACUACUAUCAAUACCACUACAAAUAAUUUUACCAGUAUUAAUCACCAAAUAUACUGCUGGACCUAAACCAAUGAAUGUAUAUUUAAAGUCUAUACCUUAUAGAUUAAUGAUUGGUAUUCUAAUUACAAUCAUAGUUUACUUUACACCAUAUUUUAUUGACCAAGAUGGAAAAGUUUCAGUGUUUUAUUAUAUAUUAGUAAUGGGUUUAUUUUUACUACAUCAAUUGACAAUGUAUUCAAUGUUUGUGGCUGUUAUGGCAUUUUUCGCUCGUAUUAGUGAUCCACUAUUUGGUGGUACAAAUAUGACUUUGUUAAAUACAUUAACAAAUUUGGGAGGAGCUUGGGCUAAUACUGCAGCAUUAUGGAUGACUGAUUCAUUAACAUUCAAACAAUGUUCAAACAAUGCAGAUAAUUUAUGUUUCUUGGAAACAGACAUUAAUACUUGUCAAAAAUCAAAUGGAAAGUGUGAAAUUACUAUUGAUGGAUUUUAUUUGGAAACUGCCUUAUGUACAAUUUUUGGAAUAUUCUGGUAUAAAUAUUUUUCAAAAACUAUACGUCAUUUGCAAUCUAAAGAUUUGAAACAAUGGCAUGUAGACUCCAAAAAACAUUCACAAUUUUGAAGGAAAAAUAAAAAAUGUUUGGUUAUUAUUGUAAUAUAAUAUCAUAAAAA